GGUCAUUACUACUUCUCCCUAGAUAUUAGUCAUAUUCAAGACAGACACACGGAAGUGGUGAGGGACAUGGCAUUCUGGGUUCAACUAACGCUGCUGGUUGCCGUUCUAUUCCCAGCAUAUGUUGAGUCGAUGGUUCAUCAUUACAACUUCACUGUGGUGACGAUCAACACAACAAAGCUAUGUUCAAGUAAGCCUAUUGUAACUAUUAACGGGCGAUUUCCAGGGCCAACUCUUUAUGCAAGAGAGAGCGAUAACGUGCUAGUGAGGGUAACCAACCAUGUCCAAUACAACAUUACAAUUCACUGGCAUGGAGUGAGGCAGCUACGAACAGGGUGGGCAGAUGGACCUGCCUAUAUCACACAGUGCCCAAUUCAGCCUGGAGAAAACUACUUAUACAAUUUCACCCUGACUGGACAAAGAGGGACACUUCUUUGGCAUGCACAUAUAUCCUGGCAAAGGGCUACCGUCCAUGGUGCCGUUGUUAUUUUACCCAAAAAAGGUGUCCCUUACCCUUUCCCCAAACCUGACAAGGAAAAAAUCAUCAUACUAGGGGACUGGUGGAAAGCAGAUACUGAAGCUGUGAUAAACCAGGCCUUGCAAACUGGUUUGCCCCCAAAUCUAUCAGAUGCACACAUCAUCAAUGGCAAUCCCGGACCGGUUUCUAAUUGUUCAUCUGAUCGUGCUUAUACUUUACAUGUUAAAAGUGGGACUACAUAUUUGCUACGCAUCAUAAAUGUAGCCCUCAACGACGAGCUCUUCUUCAAGAUCGCCGGCCACAAUCUGACGGUGGUGGAAGUCGAUGCAUCCUACACCAAACCCUUGUCAACUGACACUGUGUUCCUUGGUCCAGGCCAAACCACAAACGUCCUUCUAACCGCCGAUAAGGGCGUUGGGAAGUACUUAAUUGCCGUGUCUCCGUUCAUGGACACCGUAGUCGCCGUUGACAACCUGACCGCAAUAGGCUUUCUACGCUACAAGGACACCGUGCCCUUUUCUCCGCUCACACUGACCCCCAUCCCUCCCAUAAACGCAACCUCUGUUACAUCCACAUUCUCUCGUUCUCUCCGCAGCCUUAAUUCGAAAAAAUACCCGGCGACGGUCCCUUUAACGGUCGAUCAUUCACUGCUUUUCACCAUUGGGGUCGGAAUCGACCCCUGUUCCACCUGCACCAAUGGUUCUAAGUCCGUCGGGGCCAUCAACAAUGUGAGCUUUAUAAUGCCGACCACAGCUCUGCUUCAAGCACAUUACUAUAACAUAAGUGGGGUUUUCACGACUGAUUUUCCGCCGACGCCACCGAUACCCUUUAAUUACACCGGAAACCCCCCGUCAAAUCUGCAGACCAACAAUGGUACUAAGCUAUACAAAUUGGCCUAUAAUUCAACCGUUGAACUCAUAAUUCAGGGGAACUCCAUUAUUGCACCAGAAAGCCAUCCAACCCAUCUUCAUGGAUUCAAUUUCUUUGAAAUUGCAAGAGGAGUUGGCAACUAUGACCCACAAAAAGAUCCCAAGAAAUACAACUUAGUUGAUCCUGUUGAGAGGAACACCAUUAGUGUACCUACUGCCGGAUGGUCAGCAAUUAGAUUCAGAGCAGAUAAUCCAGGGAUUUGGUUUUUUCAUUGCCAUUUGGAAGUACACACAUCCUGGGGGCUUAAGAUGGCAUUUUUGGUGAAUAAUGGCAAAGGUCCUAAUGAAUCAAUUCUACCACCUCCGAAAGAUCUACCAAAGUGCUAAACAAAAAUCAAAGUUUGAUACUAUUAGAUGUUUUUAGAAUGUGAAACUGUGAUUCAGAACAAGGAGAGAUGAUUUGACAAAAAACCAAUAAACAGCCAAAGAAGAGAAGACAGAGGAUUGGUUGUUUGGUUUUGGGAUGACAGAGGUAGCAACUGCUGAAAAGGAUAAGAGUGAUGAAUAAAUUAUGAUAAGUUGAAUUGUAUAUGUCUUCUUUGUCAAUUGUUAUCUCUAGCUUUUUGGUUUGAAUUGAAAAUUUGAUACUGGGAAAAGCUCUUCAUUUCUACCACUUUUGUUUGUUUUGCAAGGUUUACUUUGAUCCAUUAAAAUUUAAGUUAUGUC
This is a messenger RNA of Rubroshorea leprosula, 2070 nucleotides long. Lineage: Eukaryota; Viridiplantae; Streptophyta; Magnoliopsida; Malvales; Dipterocarpaceae. The record is from the annotation of a GenBank genome assembly.